AUCUAAUCUAAAACUAUCACAGAUGCGACACCGCAUCUUCUCCGUUGCUUGUUGACGUGCGCCCUCUUGUGGUCAGUAUGUUUCACUGAAUAAUCAGAAUCCGCUUUAUUGCCAAGGUCAUUGAAGAGCUCACCAACCGGGUAAAAUAAUAAUAAUAACAACAACAACAACAAUAAUAAUAAUGCACUCCCAAAUGUUAAUUGUAUUUAAUUAUAAUUUAUUGCCGCUAAAGACAAAUCUAGAAAAAAAAAAAAAGUAAUGGAAGCCAAAUGAACCAGAGCAUAAAAUAGCUUACAGCAGAAAUGUAAAAAAUGAAAUAUUUUCAUGAACAUACCCUCCCUCUUUCUGCAGUAAUUCGGAUUAAACAUGUAAAAUAUAGACUUCUCGGAGGUUUGCCCUUUGAAAAAAUAAUUGAAAAUAAGGACAUAAUUUAAACUGAGUAGUUACAGCAGCGGAAGGAAAGAACGGAGGGAGGAAGGCAGAAGGUUGGGAAGGAGGAACGAAGGGAGGGAGGAAGUAAGCAAGGAAGGAAGUAAUGAAGGAAGGAAGGAGGGUCACAUCAUUGUCGUCCCCGGUCCUGUCUGUGAAACACAUGUUGCGAUGAAGAUGCCGGGACGCUAGGGGGAAGUGUUUCUCCACCUGCUCGUUCUUCUCCACCGAGACACCCCCUUCCUUUCUCCGCUCGAGCAGCUCCCUCAGCCGGACUGUCGCAUCACGGAGCGGGGAGGAGCUCCGGAGCUUCUUUACUCCAGACAGCUCCGAGGAUGUUCCCGAGCGGCGUUCCUCUCUCGCCGCCGACGCCAGGAGGAUCCUCCCGGCUUUUAACAUGACGGUAGACGACUAGCCGACAGCCGAUACAUCCAACGAGGCUCGCUUUAGACCCAGCAUGGCCGCGGAGAAGUGCGGACACUUUGUCCGGAGCCAGCGUGAGGAGAGCCGCAUGUAACCGGGGGUCGAGCACCGGCGUCGGCGGCUCCACCUGACGCUUCGCCCUGCUCGCUCCAUUCGUGGCGGAUUUCAGGGGACUGGGUUCGUGUUGGCCGGACUGCUCUUUUUUAUUUGGACUGAAUUUUCAGGAAAAUGAGCGAGGAAGUGUCAGAGGUCCCCAAAGAGCUCCUGGAGAGCGUGCGGGAGGCGGUGGGGAGGAAGGUGAAGCUGUCACUGAGGAGGAGAGUCAAGCUGGAGAUCAAAGCAGACAAGACGGAGAACAGAGUCCUGGCUCUCGCCACUCAUCGUGUCUACCUCCUGACGGCCCGCAUUCCCUCCAAGGUGGAGCACUCCUUUAAUUAUCUGGAGAUCCAGGGGAUCACUUGCAACAAGCCCACACAGCUUUCCAUCGAAUACGAGCGUGGCUCCUUCUCUCUGAAGCUGCUGUCCACAGACGAGGUCAACGAAGUGGUGGCUCAUGUGGGAAACUGCCUUCUCAGAAUAUGUCCCGGCCUUCCGCCUGGUAAAGUGAUUAAGAAGCUCUCCAUGGAUCCUCCGGAGCGGUUGAACGGCCUCCAGGUGAUAUGGGACAACAACAAAGUGGCUGAGCCAGGACCCUGUGGUGGAUUUUCUCAGCUGUACAGGUGUGUUUGCGACUGGUUAGGACUGCCGUACCGAGAAGAGGUCCAGUGGGAUGUUGACACCAUUUAUUUAACUCAAGACACGCGGGAACUCAACCUGCAGGACUUCAGCCAUCUGGAAAAUCGGGAUCUGGUGGCGAUUGUAGCGGUCCUGGAGUUUAACCAGUGGUUCACCAAACUGUCUACCAAGGACUACAAGCUGUCUGCAGAUGUGUGCGAGCAGAUUCUGCGAGUGGUGUCCCGCUCCAGCCGACUGGAAGAGCUGGUACUGGACAACGCAGGACUCAAAACGGAUUUCGCCCAGAAGCUUGCUGCUGCACUGGCUCACAACCCCAGCUCAGGACUCACCACCAUUAAUCUGGCCAACAAUCCCCUGGAGGACAGAGGUGUGGCUUCACUCGGGGCUCAGCUGGCCAAGCAUCAUUUGGGGUUCAAGCAUUUGAACCUCUCCAAAACCUCAGUCUCACCCAAAGGGGUGAACAGCCUUUGCCAAUCACUGAGUGCCAACUCCUCCAUCCCCAGCAGCCUGGUCCAUCUGGACCUCUCAGGGAACAUCCUCCGAGGAGACGACAUGCAGCAUUUCUACAAUUUCCUGAGUCAGCCCAACCACCUGACGACCCUUGACCUCUCCAACACUGACUGCGCAUUGGACCAGGUUUGCUCUGCUCUACUGCGAGGUUCAGUCCAGCACCUUUCUGUUCUCAACGUGUCCAAGAGCAUCUUCCCUCACAGCAGAAAAGGCAAAGAGGUGCCGCCGUCAUUCAAGCACUUCUUCAGCAGUGCCGCGUCGCUCAGUGCCAUCAACGUGUCUGGAACCAAACUGCCUCCUGACGCACUCAAGGCUCUUCUGCUGGGUCUGGCCAGUAAUCCCAGUGUGAAGGACGUCACACUCGACCUCAGCUGCUGCGAGUUGCGGUCUGGAGGCUCUCAGAUCUUGGAGGGAUGUAUUGCUGAGAUCCCCAACAUUUCCAGCUUGGACAUCUCUGACAACGGUCUGGACUCGGAUCUGUCCACGCUGCUGGUUUGGCUCGCCAAGAACCGCUCCAUCAGACACCUGUCCCUCGGCAAGAAUUUCAACAACAUCAAAUCCAAAAACCUAGCACCGGUGUUGGACAGCCUGAUUCACAUCCUCCAGGAAGAGGAGUCGCCGCUCACCUCUCUGUCGCUAGCAGACUCCAAACUCAAAGGUGACCUGACCAUUGUUCUGAAUGCACUGGGCAGCAACUCCACGCUGACUCGACUGGACAUCAGCGGGAACGCCAUGGGCGAUAUGGGAGCCAAGAUGUUGGCAAAGGCCCUUCAGAUCAACUCGAAGCUGAGGACAGUGAUCUGGGACAGAAACAACACCAGCCCCCAGGGUCUGCAGGAUGUAGCCACCGCUCUGGAGAAAAACUACACCAUCCGCUUCAUGCCGAUUCCCAUCAUCGAUGCCUCGCAAGCGCUAAAGGCCAGCCCGGAGAAAACCGAGGAUGCCUUACUGAAGAUUGAAAACUAUCUAUUCAGGAACCAUGAAACCAGGAAAUACCAGCAAGAGCAGGCGUACCGCCUUCAGCAAGGCAUCGUGACCACAACCACGCAGCAGAUGAUUGACCGGAUCUGUGUGAAGGUGCAGGACCACCUCAACUCUCUGAGAAACUCUGAAGCGGACACCAUCUUGGAAGACGUCCGGUCGGCAGAGAGCCUCAUCAAAGACGCACGGAACUCUAAAACGCUCCUUCCCAACCUCUACCACCUGGGCUCAGCCUCCAGAGAGGAGGUGAACAGCACCUCGGUCGGUCCCAUUCAGGAGAAACUGCAGUCCAUGGCUGGAGAGCUGACCAGUGUGAUGGACGAGCAGCUGCAGACGUUGCUGGAGUCAAUGGUGGACGCUGCAGAGUCUCUCUGUCCUCAUGUGAUGAAGAGGACCAACCUACGCUCGGAGCUGAUGAAGACCAGCUCGGUCAAGAUGGUGGUGCCGCAGAGCUUUGUGACCAAGACUCUCCUGGAGCAGUCUGGAAUGGACAUCAUCAACAAGAUCAGCGAGGUGAAGCUCAGUCUGGCGUCCUUCCUCUCUGACCGUAUCGUCGAUGAGAUUCUGGAAGCUCUUUCCUCUUCACAACAUGUACUAGCUGACCACCUCGUGCUCCGAGGUCGCCCUUUAGUGCAGCAGGAGUCUGUGGAUCUGGACGUCCCAGAAGAAAGGAUUCCGAAGAGAGCAUCCACUGAAAUCCUGGAGGGCGAGCGGCUGGAGGACCUGGAGUCCUGCAUGACUCUGUGCUGCACCAGUAUGACUCCGAAGUCCAAGAGGAAGAGCAUCCACAGCAGGAUGCUGCGGCCAGUUUCUCGUGCCUUUGAGAUGGAGUUUGACCUGGACAAAGCGCUGGAAGACGUACCUGUCCACGUGGAGGACACGCUGUCUCAGACUCCGCCCAAGCCGGAGCAGCGCCCUGCAGCCGGGAUGGUGGAGCUUCCGUCUGAGGAGGAGAAGAAGCUGCAGCACUUCACCAAACUAAGGCCUCGCAGGAACAAGAAGAUGAACUCCAGUAAAGUCCCUCAAAUCAACAGCACUCACUCACAAGAGGGGGAGCAGAAUGGCCUCAUGGGGCGUGUGGACGAAGGUGUGGAUGAGUUCUUCUCGAAAAAAGUCACCAAGAUGGACUCCAAGAGAUCACUGAAGAGCUCUGAGUCUCAGGAUGGAGAGAAGAAGAAGAGUAAAGGAGGAUUCCUCAACCUCAUCAAGCGCUCCACUAAAUCCGACAAGUCGGAUAAAUCGGAUAAGUCGGAGAAAAUCCAAGUCCCACUGGUGUCCUCAGGGACCCCGGGAGGUCCCAGUAUCCUGGAGGAGCCCUCCUCCCCGAAGGUGGUGGUGAAGAGCCCGGCUCCAGAGCCCAAAUCCAGAGACUCAUCCAGCCGCUCGCUGCCUGCCGACUACAGCAGCAGCUCCGACCGUUCGGAAGAGCUGCGGACGCCGGACUCCAUAGACGAACCCUGGGAGGGGUCCGACGGCAGAGGCAGCCCGCAAGGUGGCAGAAGAUACCCGGGCAUGCAGAUGAUGGGCAGCGGGCUCCUGGCAGAGAUGAAGGCCAAGCAGGAGAGGAGAGCACACAAGUCGUCCAGUCCGGACAGACCCGACAGCAACUCCUCAGGCUCUCCUGAGAAAACGCCUCCUCGUGUCGAGGCAAAACCAGAUCCAGCUCCUCGUCCCAGAGCACCGUCAUCCUCAAGUUCCCCCGGCGGCCCAGUGAGUCCCAAACCACUGGUGCCGCAGGGACCGAAGCCGGCCUUGGCGGCCCGCCCCACCCUACCACAGAAACCGAGGACGAGCAGUAGUCGCAGCACAGAUGAGAGCUCCGACCCACCUUGUGGUGGGCUGUCCCCGAAGAUGACCGUCCUGCCGUCCUCACUGAAGAAGGAGGGGCACAACAGUUUCCAGACGACAGGACCUCAGGAAGUGAAAUCGGCCGACUCUGUGGACCGGUCCAGCCCUCUCCGCACUACCACCGAGGAUCUGCUCAGGAGCCGGGACACACCUUCCAAACCAGACAAGAGCCACGCCACACGGAAGAAGUCCUCUGACUCCGCAGAGGAGGUGGAGAAAGACUUCAUUUUGAUCUGAGCGGAACUGUCAGGGGCGGAGCUAAAUAAUCAGCAUGAUCUUGUUUGUACUGCAAAAUAGAAAGUUUUGAAAUGAAUGGACUGCUUUUACUAAACCAAACAGCUCCACACUUCCGUGAUCACGGCGCUGUCUUCAGCAGAAGACGACUGCAUCCAUCACCUGUGGCUCGGAAGCAGAAGGAGAAGCUGUGAACAUGUUAAAGCGUGUUAGAAACCCACUAACUCUGCAGCUGCUUGUCUUCCAGGGACUAACUCAGCAGGCUAUCACUGUACUGUACACCAGUCUUUUCUACACUCUUUGUUCAAUCAAUUAUGCAAUUGUUGUUUUGAGCGGGAAAAUCCAGGUUGCGCUGAGCAUAUCAGCAUCAAUACAGAUCACUCUCAGCCAGUUAUAUUUGCAGACCAGAUAAACUCUCCUGGAGUGUGUGUGAGGCCCAGUCAAAGAGGCUCUAGCACUGUUAUUUAACUUGUGUCUUUGCACUGUGACGGAGUGGACACUCAGCCUUCACGUUUAGAGCCACUGUUUGGGCCAAAGACACUUCCCCUGAAGUUGCUGGUCAUGAGUCGGACACAUUCAAAGUUCUUCUCUGAUGUCCCUCUCGCUGCCGUGCAUGGAAGUGGUGGAGGUUAUUUUUGUGCACUUGAGUGAGCAUUUGCACUUUAACACUUCAAAUUCAAUAUCCUAACGGUGUUCUGAACAAAGCCCAGAACAGGUCGUGAAGCAGCACAAGUGAUUUAAGAUGCUUUUAGUACGUCGCCUUGUUGUUGCCUGUUUGGAGAAAUGAGUCCAUCUGUCAAACGAUUAUCGUAGCUCUGAGAACUUAAAAUAAGUUGGAGACAACACAUGAAUCUACGGAGAUUCAGGUGUUUCCGACUUGCCUCUGUGUCCUCUGUCGCACUCGUACCUUUCUCCCGAAGCUCCUCCUACAGCUACCGGGAUUUUUGAAAGCAGCUGAGUGGUUUCUCGUCAUAUUGAGACUUUGCUAAACAUUCCUGUUUUCUCCAGUGAAGCUGAGCUCUAGUCCAGACUCUUGACUCUCUGUGUGUGUGACUGCAUGAUGUAACUGUACGUUGUAUAUACGUUUUUAAAAGGCGUGUGUGACAUACACACUGUGACAUAUUCACACACAAUUGUUUGGUACUAAGUACACUGAUAAGUUAUUUGGAUUAAUGUCGAGGUGUCCGCCUCUGUCAUAUGUACAUUAUGUUCAUAAGUGAAUAAUUCUUUCUCGUUCUGUGUGACGCCGUAAUGUUUUCCUCCUGAUUCAUUCAAGAUAAUGACGCUCUGCAUAAAUACAAAUGACUUGUUUGCACAUCAUCAGUGAUUUUCCUUUAUGUUUGUAGUCGUUCUGCUGGUGUUGGACACUUUCUGAUGCAAAUAAAAACAAUGAUUAAAAUGAG
Molecule: messenger RNA, 6563 nt
Organism: Synchiropus splendidus (mandarinfish)
Lineage: Eukaryota; Metazoa; Chordata; Actinopteri; Syngnathiformes; Callionymidae
Product: F-actin-uncapping protein LRRC16A-like
Exons: 39
Coding region: 1081-5163 (1360 amino acids)
Biological process (GO): regulation of Arp2/3 complex-mediated actin nucleation; cell migration
Cellular component (GO): plasma membrane; lamellipodium
Molecular function (GO): protein binding
Source: RefSeq, a predicted model, not a curated record